This is a messenger RNA of Propithecus coquereli (Coquerel's sifaka), 2430 nucleotides long. Its product is annotated as KIAA1614 ortholog. Gene Ontology annotation, molecular function: protein kinase C binding. Gene Ontology annotation, cellular component: apical plasma membrane; nucleus; cell cortex. The record is from RefSeq and is a predicted model, not a curated record. NCBI's taxonomy places the organism in Eukaryota, Metazoa, Chordata, Mammalia, Primates, Indriidae. Gene Ontology annotation, biological process: regulation of cellular localization; establishment or maintenance of cell polarity; centrosome cycle. The coding region runs from base 16 to 2430 and encodes 804 amino acids. The transcript has 6 exons.
CUGCAGCGUGCCCGCAUGAAGGCCAGGACCCGGCCCCUGCGUGCCAGCCACGACAUCGUGCCCACCGCUGCCCCGGGCAGCCGAGAUGGCCAGAGAAGCCCAGCCCCGGACCCCAGGGAGCCCUGCGCCUGCAGAGACGGCCUCCAGAACGGCAACGUGAGCGACUCCUCCGGUGGCGAGGCCGGCGGCGGGCAGAGGCCGAAGCGAGGCCCGUCGCCGUCGCACGUCCGCUUCGAGGAUGAGUCUGCGGGCGAGGCCGAGGUGCGCUACCUGGAGCGGCUGCAGCAGCGCCAGCGCCAGGUGCUGGGCUCGGCGCUGCAGGCCGCGGACCAGGGGCCCCUGCGCUCCAAGCCGGACCUGGCCGACUACAUCAACGGGGGCCCUCGGCUGCGGGACGCGGGGAAGGCGGCAUUGCACGGGCUCGUGGGCAGCCUGGACCGCAGGGGCAGCGAGAGGACGUGCCGAGCCUGCGGAAGCUGUACGGAAAACCGCCGCCCUGCGCAGGGGAAGGCACCCCCCGACCCCAGGGUGCUCCGGGAGCUCCAGGCUGCCUGUGGGAUGGAGGGCGUGCUGGCGGAGCCACUAGGCUCCCGUGGCCUGUGCUCCCCUCUCCGGCUCCUCCCUGAGUGGAUCCGGGAAACACACAUUGGAGAUACCGUGUGUCCCGAGGGUGUGGACUCUGCCCUGGGCAGCACCGACACCCCGGACAGCUGCAGGACCUCUCCCGCCAGCCCCGCAUGUGGGCAGACCCCGGGCAGCAGCCCUCGACUGCGCGGCUCUGGGCCCCGAGGAGGCCACAGGUGGUCCAGGAAGGCUGAAAUGGAACUGCCCUGGGGCCUUCGGGACCAGCGUCACCUGCCUGGGGUUGAUGACAUGGAGCUGGGAGAUGAGGUGAAAGAAAGCAGAGGACACACACCUGAGGGGACUCUGUUUCUGGGAGAAGAUGCUGUCCCUAUGCCUCCUGCCCCGGACUCUGAGCCCGCAUCCCUGGCGUCCCAGUGGCAGCCUGGUCCAGGGCUGGGAAGUCACUGGGCUCACCCUGUGGAGUCCCGGGCUCCAUGCAGGACAGCCUGUGCCACGACCUCUUCCAUGAAGCUUGGGCCCUCGGGGCCGGGCCGUCAAGCCCAGGCUGUAGAAAGUCACGAGUCUCUGGAAAUUAUCUCCACUUCCUCCCUGCAACAGAGCAAUGCAGAGCCCUCUGCCCCCCACCAAGCCCAGCAGCCACCAGCUUCCCUCUCCCCUGAAGGCUGGGUGCCAACCCCUCCCCCUCCAAGGACAACCACUUCCCCCGGGUCUCACAGGAAGGUAGCCCUGGUUGGACCCCGCAGGCUGGGUGACCAGGGAGAGCCUGUGGCUCCUUCAAGAAGUGUGGCUCUCAGGACCUGCGAGCUUACCCCACCACAGACCCAGUCCUGCAGCCCCCACGUCAGGCACCCACUGCUGGGCCUGUCCACCAACAACUGCAACAACAGCAGGUCUCGGGGGCUGCAGGGGCGCUGCGGAGGAGCUGUCCACAAGGGCAGCGUGGAGAGGGGCCCCUGCAGCCAGGAGCCGGAGCUGCCCCUGGAGCACGGCAGAGAUGGAGGACUUCAGGGCUUUCCCUGCCCCGCAGACGUUGCCACCAUCAACGCCACGGGCAUCACCCUCUCGCUGUUCUCAGAGGAGCCAGAGCCCGGCCAGGAAGCAGAGGGAGCCCCGCAGAGGACAGAGUCAGGAUCUGGAGGGCAUGUGCCAUCGCGAGCACUGCCGGGGGCCGGCGCCGGACCCGGCUCACCCUCAGCUGCCCCGUCUGACAAGAACAAGAGAAGGAGCAGCAUCGUCUCCACCCUGGGGCUGAAAAAGUUCUUCUCGGCCCUGGGCCAGAGUCCCCGGCCCAAGCUGGGCAAGUCCCGCAGCUACAGUGUGGAGCAGCUGCACCACGCCGAGGCCGGCCCCGCGUCACACGCGUCACACGCCAGAGCCCCGUCGUUACAGUCCCUGCACCUGGUGUCGCCCUCUCGCCAACAUCGGAAAGCUGCCUCUUUUCAGAACCUCCAUUCUCUGCUGAGCGGCAAAGGGGAUCGGUCCAGCCUCUACCUGGUAGAGGGGCCAGGGGACCACAGGGCAGCUGGCAGGCCAGCCAAGGCUCCGCCCCGGCGUGCCCUCAGCGUGGAGGACGUGGGUGCCCCCAGCCUGGCUCGCACCGUGGGCCGCGUGGUGGAGGUCUUCCCGGAUGGCACGAGCCAGCUGCAGCUACAGCGCCCCCCGGAGGGCACUUUCGGCUUCUGUGUGGCUUCUGGGAAUGGGCGCAGGGACUCAGGUAUGUCCUGUCCCCUUCCAGGGCCGCACGGCCAUGGGGGCCUCGGCAAGUCCUUCUGGCUGUGGUCAGAGGCUUUUCUGGUUCUUGGCGAAGCAGUGCGGUUCUAUGAAUUCAGAAAGCCUCUCGGCUAA